AACCAUAUGGCAACUGUUUCCGUAGUAUCCAUAGCAACGUGCUUUCAACAAACUCAUUCGCUUUUGAGCAGAAAUAAGUAGAAUUUAAGUUUCAACUUCUUGGUUUGCAAGACAUAACGGUAUUUUAUUACUGGAAAUAUGGUUUAUAGGCAUUUGCUGAAUUUCUGGCCUCUUGUGCCCGCUGUUGAUAUGCAAGCCGUCUAUUCAUCUUCCAAAGCAAUUAGUAGUGAGAGCUGCUCGUCAACAAACGUAGAUGAACCAUUUCUUAGUUACAAGAAACACUGUGCAUGUCUUCAGGAUGAAUCUUUUCAGGCAGAGCAAAAUAAGAAAGAAUUUAAUUGCUUAAUAUUUGGAGACGGCCUUGGUUGUCUCAUUAAGACAAUGGCACGCAUGUUUCGUCAUGGGACUACCCACAUGAAUCUGUACGUCGCUGGAACCCUGCCAGAAUCUCUAACUCGAACAAUUUUACUUCUGACAUUAUUCGGAGAUUCUUCAUUGAGUUUGUUAGAAAGAGCCGAAAUGUUCCUCGAAAUUAUGGGGAAUACUUUCAUUCGGUCUACGACAUCUCAAUACAUCAUAAAUAAAUCUUCACAGAUCUUGGAAUCUAUAGCAACAUCAAACCUUACUUUCCCCAUUGUUUCUAUAGAUCACUUAAAGCAGAGUGAUAUCGAUGAGAUAGUCGGUGUUUUGACAUACUUGAAGGCAAGUGGUUGUCCAUAUGAUAUUGCGAAAGCUUGGGAAACUGCUCUGCGUUCAUACUUUGGUCCGAGAUAUGAUAAUCGAAUAAACCUUUUCGAUUACCAUUUCAACAUGAAGCUCUCGGAUUAUAGCAUCAUUAAUCUGAAGAAAUAUCUCGAAUGGAGAGAAACGGGAAUAGCAUUUAAAUUUCGGAAAGCAAAGUAUAACUUUCCAAAUAAAACUUUACGAAUUCACGGAAAACCAUCUGCGAACAAAAGUCUACAAAGCGAUCUGCAGUUUUCGUCGAGUUUCUUUGGUGAUAUCACAACUAGUCCUUAUUUAGUUUUUGGAGUGGAAAGUGGAAACAGAGAUUUAUUUGAAAAAGCUAACAAUGAAUACAUAUAUACCAGCGAGGAUGUAUCUAAAUUUAAUGUAAUCGAUUUCAUGGAUGAAUUUAGCUCUCUCAUCAAAGUUUACACUAGUGACAACUUGAGAAUUCACAUUUUAUCCUGCGAUAACAUUUGCCGAUCUCGAAAAUUUGAAAAUUAUUUUGAUGGUGUUUAUAUUACUUGUGACAAGACAAACGCUGCUCAAAAACUUCUUCCGCUCGUUUUGAAACCAAAUGGCGUUGUUCUUUUCGAAACCAUUCGAAAUGUUGUUAACUCAACCAAAGAACAGAAGUUGAAGCAUUCUGAAGAAAUAAUUCGUUUGGCUGAAAGCAGUGGCUUAGAAUCAGUAGAUAAAUUAUGGGACGAUGAAGGUAAUUUCAAAGCCUUCAUAUUAAAGGAUAAACUUAGAUAUGUCACUUUUUAGGUGACACAGAUGCAAGCAAUGCAUAUAAUUUAUUUAUCAUUUUCACAUUUCUAAAAAAGUUAUUCUAUAUUCCUCAGUUCAGAAGAAAACUAUAAUGCAUUUAGCUUAAUAAAUGAUAAUGAGUUAUAGUGCAGUGCCUCAGUAAUUCCUACUUAUACAUAAAAACAGAAUGUUUCCUUUACGUUUAUAUCUAGUCACAUAAACACCAGUUAACUGAUAGACUAGAAAUUCAGCGUUUAGAUAACCAGUAAGUUGAGUUGGAAAAAAGAUCUUGCAUUGCUUCUUACAUUUUAAACCUUCUUCGACAUGAAAUUAAAAAAAUCGGGAUGGGCAAAUAUUCCUAAAAAAAUAGGUAAGUUUUUCAGUUAGUAGGGAAGUGUGGCAUAGACGCUAUAAAUGCCACACCUGUUUGACAUUCAGCUUCAGAUGAGACAGAGUUACAGAGUGAUGAAAUUCCAUGUUGCGAUGUUUUUAUGACUGAAAACGGAUAUUUACAAUCUAAAAACUGUGAGUUAGUUUAUAUGUAACAUCCCUUAGUCUGUUAGAAGGUUGUAUUAUUAUAUUUGCAUAAAAAUAUUAUACUUGCAACAUCAAAAAAAAAAAAAAAAAAUCUGUGCAUGAUCUAUACCAGCCACAGCAGCCGUUGGGUGCUGAAGAUAGCUAGCGGAUAUAGGUGCUAUUUGGUGGCUAAUUGGAGACGGACUGGUACUUCUUCCAUUUCUACCUCUACCUUCACUACUUGUACCUAUUAUAGUCAAGCUAAAAUAUGGUAUAUAGUGCACAUUAAUUCUGCAUUAACGGCAGAUAAGCUAGCACCGGUUAGAUUAUCUGAAAAUUACUAUUUUAUUUGAUAGCUACUUCAUCGUAGCUAUUACAUCUACUCAUCUACGGAGGCGGAUAUUACAAUUACUCUAUUUACAAAUUACCAAGUUAUUUGAAGCAGAACCUUAAAAAUUCGUUUUUGAGUUUGAACACUAAUCAGAUGGAUCUCUUGACAAAGUAUUGCAACUUUUGAAAAUUUCAUAACACAAGGUGAAUCAUACAUGAACUGAGUUAGCAAAAUUUUAACAUGAUAAACAUGUAUCACACAUUUAUAAUUAUUGCAGUCCCAACAUACACAGUAAAAAAAGUUUCAUGUAGAAAUUUUAGGGGGUGGGGAAGUAUAACUUUCUAAUCUAAGUACACUCUAACUAAUUAAAAAACUCAUGUAUCCAUUA
Messenger RNA from Stegodyphus dumicola, 2708 nucleotides. It is a transcript of the gene Dnaaf3, whose product is annotated as Dynein axonemal assembly factor 3. The record is from RefSeq and is a predicted model, not a curated record. Lineage: Eukaryota; Metazoa; Arthropoda; Arachnida; Araneae; Eresidae. Gene Ontology annotation, biological process: motile cilium assembly; axonemal dynein complex assembly.